Messenger RNA from Didymodactylos carnosus, 609 nucleotides. The record is from the annotation of a GenBank genome assembly. Lineage: Eukaryota; Metazoa; Rotifera; Eurotatoria; Philodinida; Philodinidae.
AUGUCAGCUCUUCGAGAAGAUGAUGCAAAAUUAGCUAAAGAUAAACGAAUUAACGAGUUUACAAAAAGCUAUCAAAGAAUUAUUGAAAGUAUUGGUGAGAAUUCGACCAGUAAAGGUUUAUUGAAGACAAGUAAAUGUGCUGCAGAGGUUAUGCUAUGUUUUACUAAAGGUUAUGAACAACGUAUUAGUGACGUUGUUAGUGGUGCUAUAUUUGAUGAAGAAUGUGACGAUAUGGUUAUUGUUAAAGAUAUUGAUAUUUAUUCACUUUGUGAACAUCACAUGGUACCAUUUUUUGGAAAAGUAUCGAUUGGAUAUUUGCCAAAUAAGCGUGUUAUAGGUUUGAGUACAAUAGUACGUAUCGUUGAAGUAUUCAGUCAUCGAUUACAAGUACAAGAACGUCUUACUCGACAAAUCGCCGAGGCAAUUAGCGAGGUAAUUGAACCUCGUGGUGUUGGUGUCAUUAUUGAGUGUAUACAUAUGUGUAUGGUAAUGAGAGGUGCUGAAAAAAUAAACGCAAAAACAACAACAAGUUCAAUGUUAGGCGUAUUCAGAAAAGAUCCAAAAACACGUGAAGAAUUUUUAUCAUUGGGAAAAAUAAAUGAAUUUUAA